This is a messenger RNA of Formica exsecta, 2588 nucleotides long. RefSeq names its product dihydropyrimidinase (gene CRMP). Gene Ontology annotation, cellular component: cytosol; cytoplasm. Lineage: Eukaryota; Metazoa; Arthropoda; Insecta; Hymenoptera; Formicidae. Bases 253 to 2067 code for a protein of 604 amino acids. The record is from RefSeq and is a predicted model, not a curated record. Gene Ontology annotation, biological process: pyrimidine nucleobase catabolic process. Gene Ontology annotation, molecular function: dihydropyrimidinase activity. The transcript has 10 exons.
UAAUGUUCUACUCCGAUUGGUGGAAGCGAAGGUCGUCGAGUGGGGAUCCACCCCAUCGAGUGAUGAAAACGAUACUAACGCGUCGCAUCAGUCGCAUUUCGCAUUUAGUCGAUCGUGUUGGUCGUGUAGUUACGUUAUUCGAUUCGUUACUUCCCAGUAAAACCAACGUUUGUUUCAUACGAACAAAAAUAAGAGUGAUUUGCACACGUAUUGGAGAGUAAAUACAUAUUGUGAUCGUUGUGAGUUCGCAAGAUGAGUACUCCAGUGAAGAAAGUGCCCAUUCAUCUGCAGAGCGCGCAGAAUAGAUUGCUAAUUAAAAAUGGCAAAGUUGUCAACGACGAUGGGAUCAUCGACAGCGACGUCUACAUCGAGGAUGGUAUCAUUAGGCAAAUGGGACGCAAUCUUAUUAUACCCGGUGGCACGAGGAUCAUCGAUGCAAGGGCAAAAUACGUAAUGCCCGGUGGCAUAGAUCCGCAUACGCAUUUUGAAUUCGAGUUUAUGGGUACCAAGUCGGUGGAUGACUUUUACCAGGGCACGAAAGCUGCAGUCGCCGGCGGUACUACGAUGAUCAUAGAUUUUGUAGUACCGCGAAAAGAGGAGAGUCUUGUGGAGGCUUACGAGAGAUAUAGAGAGUCAGCGGAUGAAAAAGUUUGCUGUGAUUACGCGCUGCACGUCGCCGUCACUUCCUGGAAUCCGAAAGUUAAAGAAGACAUGGCGAUAUUGGCGAAGCAUCACGGCGUCGGUAGCUUCAAGAUGUUCAUGGCUUAUCGCGACAUGUUUAUGCUCAGAGACCCGGAGCUGAUCGAGGCUUUCAAGGCGUGCAAAGAGAUCGGCGCCGUAGCUAUGGUACAUGCGGAGAACGGUGACCUUAUCGCGGAAAAUGCCAAGAAACUACUCGCCGCAGGUGUGACAGGUCCAGAGGGCCACGAAAUGUCACGGCCUGAAGAAGUUGAGGCAGAGGCUGUUAAUAGAGCGUGCGUUAUCGCGAAUCAGGUAAAUAGUCCGCUGUAUGUAACGGCGAUCUCGAGCAAGUCGGCCGCCGACAUCUUGUCGGCGAAACGGUCAGAGGGUAUCGUCGUUUUUGGAGAAACCCUGGCAAGCACCGUCGGUAUCGAUGGUAGCGAGCAAUAUGGUAAAGAUAUGGAAAAAGCGAGGCGUCUCAUUACUAACCCGCCGUUGCGGCCCGAUCCGACAACACCUGCUUAUCUAAUCGAGCAUCUGGCCCAAGAUACUCUCCAAGUCAUCGGCAGUGAUAAUUGCACGUUCAAUUCCGAGCAGAAAGCUCUGGGUAAAAACGAUUUCACGAAAAUCCCUAACGGCGUGAACGGUGUCGAGGACAGGAUGACCGUGCUCUGGGAGAAGGGCGUGCAUGCCGGAAUAAUGCAUCCCACGCGAUUUGUUGCAGUCACUAGCACGAAUGCCGCCAGGAUCUUCAACUUGUAUCCUCGAAAGGGAGUCGUAGCCGUCGGCUCGGACGCUGACAUUGUCGUCUGGGACCCCAACAGGAAGCGCACCAUUUCCGCUCAGACCCAUGUCCAGGCCGUUGACUUCAACAUCUUCGAGGGUAUGGAAGUAACUGCCGUACCUGAAUAUGUGAUUGUCAAUGGACGCGUAUGCGUGGAUGAGUGUGAGCUCAAAGCUGUUCACGGCUUCGGAAAAUAUAUAAAUACGGAGCCAUUUGGCACUUAUGUGUACGACAUGAUAAACGAUAAGGAAAAGAAACCACGUGGUGUCGCACGAACCGAAGCGGAGGCUAAGAGAUACGCGGAGGAAGACGCCGCGAUCGCGAAGGCUAAGGAAGAGGCGAGAGCGGCCGCUGCAACCGCAGCCGCAGCUGCAGCACGAGCUGAUCAUACCAACGGUUCACUUGACGUACCUGUGUACCUGUGUACCUUGCCGACCUCUGCCGUAAUGACGCCAUCUACGAAAGGUCCGAGACACGAAGGUCAGAGAAACAUGCAAGAUUCUACUUUCUCCAUCAGCGAGGAAACUCUCGAAGAAGGACGAAGGGCAUGCAUUCGUGUGAAUAAUCCACCGGGUGGCCGCAGUGCGGGAGGCUUUUGGUAAUUUAUACAAAAAAAGAGAACAUCAAGAUUCGCUUUAUAUAUAAAGGUCACUUAACGCGAGAAAGGAAUAUUUAUCCUCUUUCUUCCUUCCUUCAUCUAUCAUAUACAUACAUAUAUACAUAUGCUUUAUUCAUUUCGAAGAGUACCAACCCGCGCUUUCAGGUUCGCUACUCACCAAAUAUUGUUCUAAAUUCAGUCAUUUUUUCACACUGUAUUCCCAUCGAUCAAGGUCUGUUCCAUCGAAGGAGGAUGCAGAGGUUGCUGGCCAGUAGGUUGUAUGUUCUCAUAUAUUCAUAUUAAUCGUUCCACACUCGCUUUAUUAUCAUUUUAGCAUCGCACUGUAUCACUAGCAUAUCUGAAUCAUUGGUCUUGAUACAUUCUCCGAUUUCUACAUUCGAAAUUUCAUCUGUUUCGGUUCUUUGAUAACGUUUAUAUCAAUAUAAGUUUUCUUUAAAAUCACUUUCGUUAUUUUCACUUGAAAAUUUAUUUAUUGUUACAUACAUAAAGACGUAUAUAUAUAUA